Messenger RNA from Dentiscutata erythropus, 464 nucleotides. Lineage: Eukaryota; Fungi; Glomeromycota; Glomeromycetes; Diversisporales; Gigasporaceae. The record is from the annotation of a GenBank genome assembly.
AUGAUCGUAACCAUGAUGAAGACAGUAUAAUAGAUACCGAUAACUUAAUUUCUACAUUAGUUAUAUCAGAAAUAUCAGAAUUAAUUACUGAUGAAUUGACUAAUUCACAAAGAUAUAGAUCUCCUGUCUGUAAGCAAUUUUCUUUAUUAGAAAAUGAAAAAAAAGCUAAUUGUAAUUAUUGUAAAAAUAAACUUAGCCAUAAAAAAGGCAAUGGAACAUCUCACUUUCAGCAUCACCUCAAAUCAUACAACAAGUAUCAAAAAUCGGCAUCUAAUAGUAAUUCAUCAAGUCUACCAGAAGGUCAAACACAAUUAGAUCUUAGUUUAUUCGUAAAACGACCUUCGAAAAUUUCAAAGAAACCGGGUUUUCGAAAAUUUCUUAAUGGAGUGUUGCCUAAUUUAGCCAUCAGUGCUGAUAUAGUAAAGCGAGAUAUUAUGAAUUCCUAUGGUGAAAGAAAAGCUUUU